Molecule: messenger RNA, 27040 nt
Organism: Cinara cedri
Lineage: Eukaryota; Metazoa; Arthropoda; Insecta; Hemiptera; Aphididae
Source: the annotation of a GenBank genome assembly
AUGGCAUUGUUAGUAGAAUCACGGUCGUUUCGGCCGUUCAAGUCCAGUGAAGAAUAUCUUUACGCCAUGAAAGAGGAUUUGGCUGAAUGGCUGAACGGUUUAUAUCCCGAGCUCUACAUAAACGUAAACAAUUUUAUGGACAGACUCGAUACCGGCGUCGCUCUAUGCAAGGUAAAGUAAUAUUUUGUUUCAAUAAUAAUAUGUUAUUUAAUUGGAUCGAAGAAAUUAAAAUACUAAAAAUAACAAUAUUCUAUACUGUUACAUCGAAUCGCAUUCCGGUUGGUUUACAAUAUAUUAUAUUACGUCACCACUGAACAAUUAAUAUAUUUUAAGUCUCCUAUAUUAUUUUAAAUUAGCGAGUUUGAAUGUCUGUAAGAAUCGCACGUAAAAAAAAAAAAAAAAAAAAAUCGAUUUUAUUGGUAUGGACUUGGCAUGGACUUAACAAUUUAGAGAUAUAAUCCUUCGGGAAGAUUCCAUUUAAAAAGGUCAUAUUACUAUUUAACGAAAAUUAUUUUUAAACCAAGACAUUCUUCUAUUGAUGUCGAAUUCUCGAUUUAGAACGAAUUACUUAAUAUAGGAGCCAUGUAUGUGUACACGGAUAUAUUAUUAGGGCGCCGCCGUCGAAGUAUCAUUUUGGUUCAAUAAUACUAAUUAUCAACUCGGUUUAAUAAAGAAUCAAUGUAAUAAAAAGCUUAACAUUUUUUUUUUUUUAAUUGAAUUGCUUUAUUAACAACCAGCCACUAAUAUUUUUUCGUAUUCCAUAAUUGCAUAUAAUUGUUGUACCUAAUCUAAAUUGAUUCGAAUAUGUACACUGAACAUGCAUUCAAAUUAUUAUAGUAAUUAAUAAUAUGUAAAAUAAAAUAAAUUAAUCGAUAUAAUGUAGGUACUCCUAACGUAAUGUAUGUUUCAAAAAAAUAAAAACCUAAACUACGAUUUAAAAUUUAAAAUACUAUACCUAUUCAUUAUUAAAGAAAACGGGCGAAUUAUAUUUUUUAAUGACUCGAAAUUUUUUUUUUUUAAAUCGGUUGUUGUAUUUGUAAAUAUAAUUGCUUGUGCUUGCUUUAUAACAGGGAAUUACUUAUGGGCGGGUGGGUGAGGGUCUUAUAUCCCCCUCCUCCCAUUGACUUUAUUUGGUGUAGUAGGUGCUAAGUAUUGUACCAACUUCUAUCAGAAAAUAUGUAAUUUAUGUCUAUAACUAGUUAUAUUUUCUAUAACUUUAUUAAUUUUUUAUUUUUAUUUUAUGAUUCCCACGCCCCGUAAUAAUAUCAUAAUGCUGAAUAUGCUACUGAAUAUGAAUUGUUACGUAUUAAUAUUGCGCUUUGGUUUUUAUUUUAUUUCGGACGUAAUAUAAUUUUGUUUUAAGUGACUUAUAGUAUCUAUUAUUAUAUAUUAUAUAUAUAUAUAUUUUUUUUUUCAAUGUAUUUAAUAAUUAUUGUUAUUCCUCUCGCCAUAGCCUUAAGUGGUUGUAUAAUAAAAAACGUAAAUAGUAUAAGGGGACCCCCCCAUGAGGAAAUAACCACUUACCGACUUAAUUCUAUUAUAAUAAUAUAUAUACUAUAAUAUAGGCACGUAUAGGCAAAUCAGCUGCAGUUAUAAACGAGCCCGUUAAAAAUAAUAAUAAAAAAAAAAGGAAUGCAUUUCAAAUAUAAUUAUGCCUGUAUUAUGUGUGCAUUAUUCCAUAUUAUAAAAUCCGUUUACACAACUAUCCGUUUUAUAUUUAUCGUAUAGGCACCGCGAAUACAAUAAUACAAUGUUAUACAAUUAUUUAAGAGCGUAUAUUAUUUGCCAGGACCUUUUUUUUUUUUCCAGUAAUUUUUAUCGGUUGUGUAUUAUUAUUAUUAUGCACUUACCUAUAUUCAUUGUAGUUUCUAUUCCGCAUACCACCGCACUGCAGUAUACUGUAUUGUGUAUCGCGCAUAUGACCGUAGCCGCACGAUUUUCUCUUUCCUGUAGGAUAUCACGUACAACGUGUUCUGUCCAUUUAUUGAUGGGUUCUCCAUUAUACGCGUUCGAAACACCUUAAUGGUUCUGCAUAUAUUCGACCGACGGAUGGACGGACGGAUAAAAUCACAAAAAAAAAAAAAAAAAAAUCGAAUAAUUAAUUAAUUCGAAUUGUGUUACAAAAUAAGAUAGCAAUAUGAUAUACGUUCGGUUUACCGCGAAAAUUGAUAAAAAAAAAAUACAAAUACAAACAUGCCAUAAUUUCUGAUAUUAUUGUUAUCAGUUUUCUAGGAGACCACUUACACCACCUUACACGUUAAUGUUCAUUGAAAUGCUAUUUAUUUUGUAUGUUUUUAUUAUUAUUUUAUUUUUUUUGAACCUUGCAGAAAUCAUAGCUAUUCAAUUUUCGAUUAUGCGUUUAGAAAUAAUAAUACCGUGGACGACGUCAUUACAGAUGAAACGAGCCGUACUACAUUUUAAUAAUAUACGGGCUACCUGCGAUGAGUCACUAUCGUAGUUUUAUAAUUUUAUUAGCGUUUAUUUUUUUUAUUUGUAUACUCGCAUAUAUUACUUAUUAUCCUCGUUUUAAGUAUAAUAUAAUACUCGUGUAUGUAUAGUUAGGUCCUACAUGCAAAUUCUCGAGUUAUAUGCAAAUUCGGUUUAUUAUUUUAUCGUCGCUGUUUCGCCCGAUACCUAACCUUUGAUACAAUAAUUUAUUAGUCCGUUUCAACAGUAUUAAAAGCACAAUGCGAAAUAACCGAACUAAAACGGCCGCUGCAUGCAGGAUUUAUAGAAUAAUAUUAUAAUCUACGAGUUUCGUUUUAUUUACAAAGUCUUACAUUAAAAUAUAAUGUCGUAUGUAGGGUUAUUACUGUUUAAGUAGGUAUUUUGAUUUUAUCAUGACCUAUGGGUAUACUUUGCGACGCCAGUCAAAUAAAGGAUUUUAUAUUUUUUAAGUAGUAAAUAAUAAUACAAAAUUGUAGUACGCAUACUUGUAUAUAAUUACAGGAUGAUCCACGGUGAUCUUUGGUAAAUGCAAUAACUUUUGUGCUGUUCGAUUUAAUGAAGUUUUUUUCUUCUAAAAAUCACGGCACAAGGGGCCAAGUUAUUAGGUAUUACUCGAAUGCAAAAUAAAAAUAUCUGAACAGAACAAAAGCAUUGCGCUUGUAAAUUUGUCAGACCGCCGCGAAUCAUCCUGUAGUGUACAAUACUACAGUGUAUACGUUUUUAUUCAAGUUCAAAAAUGUAUUAUUUCGUUUUUGGUUCCCAUAGUUAAAUAAUUUUCGUUAUAUAUGUAUAUGACGAAUGACUAUUAUACUGAACUCCGGAAAUGCUAUACUUAACUGCUUUGUAGUGUCGGGAUCACUUAAAACGGAUUUUCAAUUGACUGCAGCGCGCACUGUAGUGAUGGGAUUUAUCACUACGGAAAGUAGAAAAAAAAAACAACAAAAAUAUAAUAAUGGGUUAUAACAAUAAAUAAACAAACACCUACUUAUAACGGAACAUAUUUUUAUCAACAAAACAAUAAUAUAAUUAUCGCUGUGUCAUUUUAUUUAUUUUUAAUGUGUUCAACUAGGUAUAUAUAAAUAAUUUCCCACAUGCGAUUACGAUAUUAAUAAUACGGCAUUUAUGAACCUUUGAAUUGUGCGCAGUGUUAUUUUUUUUGCAUUUAACGGUACGUGACCGACGGAAUGUUCCGCGGGUGUUUUUCGCGAGUAGGCGAUACCUAUAUAUAGUAAUAUAAUUAUUAGAAAUGUUUUUUCGGACAUCCGAAUCGGGUCAAAAUUAAUGGUUAAUGGGUCAAACUACCAUGUAUAAUGUACAUAUUAUUAUAACGACGAUGAUUUGCCAAUUUUAUUCACGCGUAAAGGUCGUUAAAUGAAAUCCGGCCGAAUUCUAAGAAAAAAAAAAAACAAUAUAAUAUUAUCAAAUAAAUAAAUGCGAAUAAAUUCAAUUGGCGUUGUCGUAUAUACAUUUUGAUAAAAAUAUUUAUUUAUGACGAUUGUCUAAAAAAUUAUGAAUUAAAUAUUGUAAAUUGUAAUAUAUUAACGUCACAAUAUCGGUACCAUGGGUCUCUUAAUUAUUUGAAUUAUUGAUGAAUGAUUAACUCGGUUUAACGCGUCGGAGCUUGUAUAUGUAAUAUUAGUAUGCAAUAACUAAAAAAAAAAAAAAAUUGUUAUUCAUUCAUAAUGGGUAUACACCGUCUUAUAUACGAAUCAAUAAUAAUAAUUAUGAUUUUAUCCUCUGCGGACGUAUUUUAUCGAUUAUUUCUGAUACUUAAAGAAUACUGCGAGUAUUCAAGUCUCUAAAUGGUUUUAUACUUUGAAAACAAAUUCAAAAUAUGGACUACGCGUUUAAUAUGUUUACUAUUAUUGCUGUUGAUUGGGUUUUUUUUUUUUUUUAAUUGAUCCUUGUUUAUUAUUUCUGCAUUAUAGCGACGGGAUAUUAAGUAUAAUUCGGAAUUUUAAAAAUAUAACUGCCAUGCUUUAGGAUUUUUUUAUUGUUUUCACUCGCGAGUAUAAGUAACAAUAUAUUAUUUUCAAGUUUUUGGCACAAAACUAUAUAAUGGAAUAAUUUAAUUAUGAAAACGACAAUUAAUGGCGGGAAAUAAAUUGUUGUAUCGAUUCGUUUUGGUCGUCGUCGUGCGCGGUAGGACAGAUUACGCUGACGGUUAUUCCUUCCAGUCUUUUGGAAAGCGUCGUCAUAGUAUCAUAGUGUCUGUAAUUCUGUAUAUAUAUAUUAUUUUUUGAUUGACCAAAGCAGAUGAGAAACAUAUAGUCAGGGUGAAACGAAAACUAUCUAGGCGUAAUAAUAUAACACUUGUAAAGAAAUAGAAAACGGCAAUACUUUCAACGCAAGUUGUUUCUGCAGAUUACAAUUUUUCCCGAGUAAAUGGCCACGGUUGAUUAUUGUUACAAUUCGAUUUGCUCUACAUUAUUGUCUCUUUUCUGCCGCCGUCUCAAAACUCUAUAUACGUGGACGUUUUCUAUAUACACCUAAAUGAAUAUAAAACCAUAAGAUAAUAAUAUAAUAUGGACAGUGUAGUUCUUUUGGUUUUGAAAAGAAAUAAUAAUAUGUCCGUCAAAGAGAGAUACUUUCCGACACUAUUAUACGAUUAUAUACCUGGUCAUUAUAUAAACAUGACAUAACGACUACCGGCAAAGAGUUAUGAGUUAUAAUCAAAUAGUAAAUUGUAUGCACAUACAUCACUUGUAUAUACAUCACUAUACAUAAAUGAGGUCCAUUAUAUGUCAACGAAAUUAAUCCGGCUUUUUUAGUAAUUGCAUCGGUAUAGUAUGGGACGCCGGGUAUAUAAUUUUUAAAACUAUACAAUUAUAGUGUUUUUCAAUUUGCCAUAUCCUAGCUCCUGCCUAUUAUUAUGCCGAGUCUUUAUUAUAUAGUAAUUUAUACUAUUUAAAGUGCAAAAUAUAUUAGAUUCAUCUUAUUGUGUAAUCACGAGCCGUAAAUAUAGGUUGUAGAUAGAGAGUAGUCGUAGAAAAUAAUUGGACGAUUUGGACGCAUAAGAACUUUAUACGAACAUCGAAUCGUCAUGUAAUUAUUAUAACUGAUUUUGAUUUAUUCGAAGUUUCGUGUUUUUAUGCUUCGGGUUUACUGUGUUUUUAUUAUUUGAAAAAACGAAAUGUGCAUAUAUUUUGUAAACAUAUGGGGUCAUUUGAAUUUCAUGUUGCAGUCAAAUUUUUUAUAAAAUACUUAUGUUAGUAUUUUUGUAAAAACGUUUUGGAAUCGUAUAUUCCUAAAUGUUAUAUUGUCCCUAUAUUUAAGGAUGAAACCACUACCGACUUUUUAUUUUUUAAUAGUAACCUAUAUGAAAAAUUUUAAUUUAUAAAUAAACGAAGUUUUAGUUCAAAUAAAUGUUAAUAUUAAUAUUUUUAAUUUCCGUCAACCCGUUGACGAGAUAUUCCAGUAGACGAGUCAUUAGCGUAGUAGUGGCGUUUAAAUAGUGCUCUACUUUAAGAAAUGUCAAUAAUUUUAGUAAUUUUGAAAUUUUAAUUUAAGAAAUAAGUAGCUUUAAAAUGUUACAUAACGAUUAUUUUUCGAUGCCCUUAUUUUAAGGCGUGAAACCACUAGGUGCUUAAAUCACUUAAAAGUGGAAUUUCGAAUCAACCUGUAUACGGAAAUUAAAAUUGUCAAUACCAAAAGGUAUUUAAUCUAAGACUUCAUGGAAGAUUUAGUUUUCGAAGACUAUUGAAUUUUUAAUAUUGGUUGCUAUUUUAAAGUCAAUAUUGGGUAAUGGCUUCCAAAAAUAAAGGGACAAAGUAAAAGCAGUGUAACAUUUUAUAUAUUUGAUUCCAAAAGUUAGAACAUAAAUUAUUUUUCGAAAAAUAAGUAUUUCAUGGACAAUUUGCCUAUAUUAUGCCAUUUUUUUUUUUUUUAGAAAUUUUCUUGUUAAAAGUUCACUGCAAGUAUUAGUAUUUAUAACGUAAGCAUGUAUGCACGGAUUAGGGUACAAAUAGGUGAGAAACCUUUUUAAAUUUAACCUUGCACUACAGUGACCGCGGGUAACAACGGAUUAACCUAAAUAAAUCUUGCCUGUAAAUGCAUUAAAGUUUAAUAAUACAUACAAAGUCACCGUAUUAGUGUUACGGUUUAUUCUCUAUUAUAAUGUAUAAUCUGUUCUUAUUUGAAAUAAAUUAAAAUUUACUUGUGUUGUAAUUAAAAUAUACCUAAUACAAUAAUGUGAAAGAAAACCAUCAAAGUAUCAAGUAUCAAAAUAAUAUACGUUUUACUUCAUUAUAGAUUAUUUUUAUGUACACAUUUUUUUUUUUUAACACAAUGCCCUAAUUUUGUAAACAUAAUAUUAUCUAUGUGUCAUUUAUUUUUAUUUUAAAUUUUGUAUGCAUCUAUGUGGUCAAUUUAAUAAAUAUAAUUGCCUUGACUAAGUUAAGUAAAACAAAAAAAAAAAACCAAGUUCAAUAUUCAAAAGAUAAAAGUCAAGUUAAAAAUUAAAAUUCAAAAAGAUGUCGACUAGUUAAACAAAUUUAUUAUUAUUUUUUUUUAUUACAAAAAAAUCAACAAUCAACAUUAGAAAUAUUCAUUAUAAAGUCAAAUAUAUUUAAGUAUUUUAAAUUUAUCUAAAAAUAAACUGUACAAACUAUCACGAUAAAUUGUAUUACAUAUAGUACUAACUACUAAUAACAGCCAAAUAAAAUUUAAUUUUGAUAAAAAUCUUUAGUCCUUAACUCGUUAAAUGUAUAAACUAGAACUGUCCGGAAGUUUAGGUAUUCAUGGAAAUUAACAAGUCAAGUUUGUACAACUAAUACUCAAAUAUAGUUUAGUCGACGAAAAAUUAACUAGAAUUUGCCUUUUUAACUGGUCGAUAUCCAUGAUUGUACCGAGUAUGUACCCCGAGUACCGUUACAUAAAAUGCAUAGCCAGAUCUUAUACUUGCGGUUGUUUUUAUUUCUAAACUAAAUAAUAUAACGAAACGAUUAAAACAUUAAUCGAGUAUAUACUAAGCGUAUUAUUAUUAACCGUAGCAUAUAAUAUAAUAUUUGUGCGGUUAAUGUAUUGUAUGAUUCAUAAUAUGCUCGCCACGUAGAAGGGUCCAGCGACAUUAUAGAAUAUGUCAAGUUUGUAUAGUUAACACCGCGAACGAGCUCUGGAAUAAACGUCGUUUCGCACGGUUUAUUGUACUUAACUGCUGUACGAUGUCUAUAUUGGCAAAUAAUAUGCACAUUUCGUGUAUCGUAACGUAGUGAAUGCCGUAGCAUAAAUAACGAUGGAGGUUUACAGAAAAUGCUCACUAUUCCGAUUAAUAACCUUGACAUGUAAAAAAAAAAAAAACUAGAACACGGUUAAUAGGUUCAUCAAUAAAGUUUCGAUAGUAGGUAAAUAUUACGUCUUAUUUUUACGAGAAAACCGUACGUAGGUGUCCUGCAUAUUAGCAAAUAAUAAUAAUAAUAAUAAUAAUUAUGGUUAUUUGAUUACCUAUCUGAUUGCGACGGACAAUAUUAUUAUUAUACCUAUAUUUUAUUAUGGUGUACAGAGAGUGGAGUGAAUUUUGUAUUGUUUCGGUUUACUUAAAAAUACACAGGUAUAUGAUUAUGGGUAACGGUUGAUUUUUUUUUUUAUUUCAAGGAUAAUUCAAUCAAUAAUCACGAAUCGCUAGAAAUUUCAUUUAGCAGUCUUAAUACCUAUUUGUAUAAUAGUUAUUUCUAGUUUAUCGUAUAAACAUUUCUUUAAAUCUUCUUGAAUACAAUAACUUUAAAGUAAUAAUAUUAUAGAGCAUAAUGGGUAUUUUAUUUUGUAGCACGCGAAUUGUGUAAGGAACUAUGCCGAAGAACACGUAAAUCGAAGACAAGCAGCUGGGAAAUCUAAUAUUAGCGGCAUUGCGAGCAUAGUCCUCCAGUUACCAGCCGUCCGAUAUUUACCCGGCGCUAAAGGAGGCACAUUUUUCGCUAGGGAUAACGUUUCGAAUUUCAUCACUUGGUGCCGGAACGGACUUGGCGUGUACGAGUGUCUGCUGUUCGAAACCGACGAUCUUAUAAUGCGCAAAAAUGAAAAACACGUGAUUCUAUGUUUAUUAGAAGUAUGUAUCAUUUAUAUAACAAAACAAAUAAAAUAAAAUUUGUACAAAACAAUAGUAUUAAUUUAACCGGUUGUCGUGUUUUACUAGGUCGCUAGACGCGGUGCUAGGGUUGGCGUACCAGCCCCGAUGUUAGUGCAAAUGGAACGGCAGAUCGACCGAGAAAUUGCAGCUGACAAAAAAUACGCCCAGUUUUCACAAGGCACCGAUUUCAACGAUGGCGACGAUACCGAUUUAAGCGACGGCGAAGACCUGACGGAAUAUAGUCCGCUGCCUCAAAUUGUUACCAACGAUUUAAAAAGUUUAGACGAAAUGGUAAGUUUUUUAAUAUUUAUCGAAUAGUUUAAAAUAAUGCGGCGGAAAUCGCUAUUAUGUCAUUUAGCUACGUUUAUUUCAGUUUGAAAAUUAAUUUCGUUGCUUAUAGCAUUAUUAUGAAUGGUCAGAAAAGAAAAAAGUAUUGACUGAGACUAUCGUAGUAAAAAUAAAAAAAUGUGUAAAACCUAAAAAUAUGUUGCGAGACGAGUAUUUUUUGUUAAAAAUAAUAUUAUCUAAUCUUUGUUAAUUAUUGGCUGUAGUAAUAAUAAGAAAAUAGCGCAAACAAAUAACAGAAAUAUUAUAUUCGUAAUUAUUAACUUGUAAAUAUCAUGAUGUUAAAUAAUAGCGUUUAGCGUAGUUUAUUACAAAUAAAAAUAAUUGCACAUUUUACAUUUCAGUUUUAAUGGACAAGUAUAAUAUACAAUUGAGGUUAUAAAAAAAUAAAUAAAUGGAAGGCGGUUAUUUUAUCGAAUAAAGCGUGGAAAAUAUAUAAUAUAAUAUUGUGUAUAAAAUACAUUAUUUCGAUAAAAACCUAUAAUUUGUAAUAAUAUGUAAAUUUAGUCGUGUGUCUUAAAAAAAACAUGACUAUUUUGUAAUUUUUUUGUAUUGAAAAAAAUUAUUUUUACGUUUUAUUCCACGUCGUGAUGUAUAAAUUAACAUUUAAUUAGUUUACGCGUAUCGAGUACACUUCGGUUAGGUAGUUUGCCAGGUCAUCAUUAUUAUUUUAAUACUGAGACACAAAAUGCUUAAUUUUUUAUUUUAUUUUUUGGUUUUAUUUACUUACACCAUGAUGUUCGGGAUAAAAUUCGUAGUGUAUUCCUCUUCUAUCUCCGGGUGAACGCCUCGCAUAACCUUGAUUUUAUUGGACAAAAAGAAAACAUCGUGACAUUGCGAAUUAGUGAAAACAAAGCGUUAAGAAGUUGCCGACCUUAGCCACCGGCGUGGCGUACCCGGGGCACAACUCGCACGAACGCAGUUGGAUUGUGAUUGAUACACCAUCACAUCAUACGCCGAGCCGACCGACGUAAUUAAAAUUUAGUACAAUGACACGAAAAAUAAAUUCAGUGAAAUGCGCAGUUAUAAUGCUAAUUAGAAAAAAAAAAAAUCACAAGUCGGCAAUGCCAAAGAAAGUCCACUUGCCGGCGCAUGUUUAUUGUAAAACCGAUGCAUUAUGUGCACCUAUUGAAAACCGUUGUUGUAUAGGGAAAUUAAUAUACAUUGUUUUUCACUAUUCAAACAUUAAGAAGAUAUCAUACUCGUAUGCGCUAUCUUCGUCAUUAUACGAACGCACGACGUGGCAAAAUUAUAUUAUCUCCUUAUUACGUAAAUAGUGGCGUUUAGAUGGGAAUUAGAGUUUUUUCAUGAAUAUGAAAAGUUUCAAAGUAAAGAAUUUCCGAGGUCUGUAUCUAUGCAGGUUUUUUGCGAACAAAUUACAUCCAUGUUAGUUUUUGCAUUUUUUUAAAUAGGUAGCUGUAACUUUUUUGUGUGCAAUUUUUUUUUGGAUAUAAACUUCGUAUUACCCUCGUAAGUAUUUUAUUUUAUACAUUUUGUUAUUUGUGUUCAAACUCCAAUUUCAACGCCAGAAUUUACGGUCUAAUAGUAAUGUAGUUUUUCCAUGCUGCCCGUUAAAACUGUUUAUUCAUUCGCACUUGCCACCUCCAUUCGCACUCGCUUUAUUAAACUGACUGCUGCAUCAGCUGUACGUCGCCCGCAUCGGAUGUGACGUCCUCUUAGAUGAUUACAUAAAAAAAGUAUUGAAACUUUUCGAAGUUUAAAAAUUAUUCUAUAGUAGUUAUUGUUUAUUAGUAUACCUAUAUUAUCUGUAUUCAAUUUGCAGAUUGUUGAAUUUAUAUGUAUAAUUUUAACAUAAAGACUACACACAUUUCAGACAAUUUCAAUAUAUUCUUAGAGCUGUACUAGGUUUUAAUUUUUGAAAAUAUCGUAAUUUCCAUAAAUGCUGCAUGCUUACCAAUCUAAAUAUUCGGUACAACUUAUUGUCUAAAAUUAUUAUUUUUUGUACGUUACACAACAAUGUGCAGUUUGUCAUCCCAAUAUUUUGUAGCCAAUGUUCGAUCUUCGUUUGGGACCUUAUAUGGUAGGGGACUACACACGAAUCUUUAUGAAAUUUCUUUCUAUAUAAAAUAAAUACCAAAAAAAAAAAAUCAUUUAAAUUAUGAAAUUGAAACCAGUUAUUUCGGUAAAGACAUUGAUGUGGGCUGAUAACUAUUAUAUUGUAUAAUAUUUAAAUAGCUAUUUCAUAUAUAAUUAUUGUCUUUAAGAACUUGAAAAAUCAUGAUAAACAUUAAUUUAUAAUAACAUAUUUUUAUUAUUUGAUGUUUGAUAAUACGAGAAAAUUAAUUACAGUUCAUUAUUGAUGCUAUCUUAAAAUUGCUAUAUUCUUCAAUAAACAUAAUAUUGAACACUCCAAUACAGUUAUAAAAUUAGAAUACUUUAUAACUGUAUAUUUAUUUCGUAUUAUUAUAAAACGUGUUUACUAUUUGUAACGGUGAAAAAAUCAAUUUGAAACGUAUUGUGUAAUGUUAAUAAACAAUAAUAAUAAUAAACCAAUCAAAUGCUGUGGUUAGGUUAUGCGGUUUUAUAAUUUAUUACCUAAAACGUCAAUGUAUUAUACAAUUCUGUACAACAUUAUACGAAUAUUUAAUUUUAUGAAUUUCAGAAAUAAUAUUACUUCCCUAAAACUUAAAUUUUUGAAAUGAAAAUUACAUAAAUUUACUAGGUUAUAAAAAAAAUACAUUCAUUCUUUAAAAAUAAGGAGGUUUUCAAUGACUAUUGGACAGCUUUUUAUGUACUAUGAUUAUAGUAGUUACCUUGUAUUUCCUGAAUUUUGAACUUAAAUUUAGACGGUUCUUUUUUUUUUUUGCAAAAGGUAUUUAAUCAACAUCAGAUGAAGGAAGAGUGGGUGCAGGAGUUUUAAAAAUCGUUUUUUAUCAUUAAUUUUUUUCCUUACUUAUACCUAUCAAUAUAGGUUAGGUAUAGUUUGUAUACGAUUAUACGGUUAUUAUUUUCCAAUUUGUUUUACCAUGUACUCUAUGAAAUUGAAUUCGCGAAUUUCGGUGUACGAAUACUUUCUAAUAUAUCCGAUGCGAAUGAUUCGUCAUCACUAGAAUCCGCUGGGAAAAAUUCGCGUACAUAUAACCAAUGUUAAAAAACGUUCGAAUGUCAAAUAAAUACAAAUUACCGUGUUCGGCAAAGUCGACGUGGUUGCCGUACCCACAAAAUCUCAUCAAAAUGCUAUUAUUAUUAUUAUUUUUUUUUUAUACACAUUAGUCAAACCGUGUUGGUUAUCAUUAUUAUUUUUCGUCUACAGGUACGGGAUCUUGUAGAAAGGUGCAAGUGUCCGACCCAGUUCCCGAUGAUCAGAGUGUCCGAAGGAAAAUACCGUAUUGGCGAUACUAAAGUUUUGAUAUUUGUCAGGGUAAGUAUAUCGCAAUUAUAAUACUAUAGCUCUACGUCGGUCUCGUAAAGAAUUUUUGUCCGACGAAUAAUAAACAGGGCUGCAGGGGACAUAAUGUCCUAUAAAAUCCUAACCAAUGCUCUUAAAAAAAAAUUUCCUUUUUUAUGCCCCAAAUUUAUUUUGUUUUUAAUAAUUUUUGUAUUAAUGAUAUUCGAAUAGAAAUUUUAAACAUUUUUACUCACAGAACUAUAACAGAACAGGCAUAUUAGAUUUUGAUUUAUUUUAUUCUGAUUUUAUUGUUUUAACAGAUUAUUAAACAUGGAAUCUAGUGAUUUUAAAUAUACCACGUUAGUUUUGCCAUAGACAACGAAAUUUAUAACUAUACUUCUUUGAUUAAAACAUAAUACAUAAAUAUAUAUCUAGCAUUUUCCGCUAUAAAAGUUACCAUCGAAAAGAUAUUCAAACGUCAAAAAAUACCAAGUUUAUGAUUAAAUGCAUAGAUAAAAAACAUAAACCGUGACAAAAACUCAGGCCCUUAAGAGUCUUGUAAUCCGACCUGCCUAUUGUCCAAUAAUAUAAUAUACGAGUACUUAUACUUGAUAGUUUGUUGUAAACGAAUAUCGUAUUAGCGCGCGGGUAAUACAAAUUUUAAAUUUCGUAUCCAAAAACUCAGAAACUUUUCGAGCAUUUUCAAAUAAUGAAAAAAAUACGACAUUAAAAUCAAAAACUCUUCGAAAUCCUUCGGUUCCAAUAAUAAAAUUCGAUAUUAUGUCGUUGAAUCCGACGUGCACACGUACCCGUGUCAUCUUCAUUGUUACUGUUAUUAUAUUAUUACAUUAUUAUACUGCAGAUACUGAGGAGUCACGUUAUGGUCAGAGUAGGCGGCGGUUGGGACACGCUGUCUCAUUACUUGGACAAACACGAUCCGUGUCGAUGCAAAACCGGUAAGUCACUUUUUGUCUGUAUAACGGACAACAACAAAAAAAAAAAAACCUCGUACCUCGUCUGAUGCUAAAAAAACACAUUACUACGUACUAUUAUAAUAAUAUAGUAUCUAUAUACGAAUAUGUAUGUGUAGUAAGCCGUACGUUAUUAUAAUGUCUCGCUGCCCGCACCGUGUACCUACGUAUUAGUGCGUAUACACAGUUUAUAGACGGCUAGGAAAACAAAUAUUAUAAUGUAUAAUAAUAAUAUUAUGUUUCUUAUUACCAAGGUCGACGAUAAUAAUAAUAAAUACUAAUACAAGUGCGUAGACCGUGUUUCGCCAAGAAAUCGCGAUUCUUAUUGCGUAAAAAAAAAUAAAAAAAAAAAAUGCCCACCGGACACCACACAACAUACGUAUUUUUUUGCGUACGCGUAUAGAGUAAUAGGUUAUUUAGUUAUUGUAGAUUUGGUCAUGCGUUUGUAGAGUUAUUUUUUUUUUGUUUCAGUAGUUUUGAGCAUGCAUUUAUUAUUAUUAUUUUUUUUUUCUAUUCGUUUUUUACUCGUAAAUAUAGCUCAUCGAGCGCCGGUGUCUGCGAAACUGACGGGCGUCAGAAGCGGCGGGCCCACGUUGGAAAUAUCGCACGCCCAAGUACAUUACGAAAGGUCAGUACUUUGUUUAUACCUAAUUAUAAUAAUACGUUUGUAUAGCAUAACAAUAUUCUAGCACGUGUGCAUGCAGUAUUUUUUAUUUUUAUUUUUCUACAUAGACAUAACAAUGAUUAAUAUACCUAAUAUGUACGCGCGUUAAUAAUACAAUAUAAUACACUAGAAUCGUGGAAUAAUAGCAGAAAAAUGUCGGUACCGAAAUCGAUUUUUUUCACAAUUGUAUUCUGUGCGAUGAUAACGAUUAUAUAGUAUUUUGGCUAUUUCGCGUAAUUUUAUGUUGCUCCGGUAUAGGAAACGGGAGCUCAUACACGAGGUGUAGGGGAUUUGGAGGGGGAACUGAUUCCCCAGUUUUUUAUUUUCCCAUAUAAAUUUAUACAAUUUUGUAUGUUGAUUUAAAAACACAUCUUCGCAAGGAAAUUUGUUACCACCGAUCCUUCAUAAAAAAAGUUAUGCGUACACGCCAUUGGUGUUAGGGAAAUUAACCAAUUAUACAAAAUUAAUAUAGCUAAUAUAUGUUAUGUCGAUUAAUUUUUUUAAAACCACGGUACAGAAUAGUUAUUAGUUAUUAUAUUCUCGAUUUGAAUAUAAGUAUGAAAAUAACAAUAUUAUAUUAUAUGUUUUAUGGCGUAAAUGUUAGGACGAGACGCGUGUUCUGUAAUAUUAUAAAAAAAAAAAUAAUAAAAAAAAAAUAGAGUCAAAAUCUCAAACGGUAAUAUUAUUAAACGCUCAUUAUCGUCGUCGGGUCGAGAUAUUAGGUGGUGGUUUUUGUUCGUCUGCUAACGACACUAAUAUAAGUAGGACUGUGAAUUUGUAGCAAAAUAGAUUCGUUUUAGUUGGUUAUAUAAAAACACAGCUUUCUAAACACAAAGUUUGACGAGAUUUUUUGGGUUGGUUUUUGCCUUUUUAGAUAUAAUUUAUUAUUAUAUUUUUAUUUAACAGCACUAUUAAUAUUUUCGUCAAUUUAAAUCGAAUAUAUGAUACAAUUGAACCCGAAUUUUACGAUUUGUAUUUCCGUCAUUAAAAUGUUCCAUACGAGAGCUGUAUCACGCGUACCUAUUACAACGAAAUUCAUAAAUUUCAUUGAAAUUCGAUACCUAAGUUGUUUUAUUUUUGAAAUUUUGAAUUUUUUUAAUUUUCUGAGAUUUAAAAUGUAUUAUUUCAAUAGCUUUUUAGUGCAUUAAAUUCACAGUCCUAUAUUUGAUAACUAUCACUGCUUCUCUUUCGGGAUCACGUCAUCGCGUUUAAUUUUGGUCCCAAGUUCUAAACAGUGACCUGUAUUAUCUCAAAAUAUAGAUCGCCGCCGAGGACGCGCCGUUCGUCCACGUCUAGCACGGGCAGCAGCGGCAACGGCGGUUACUCUGGCGGCUUAAACCUGACGUCCGGCGGUCUGGCCACGGCCAAGCGGAUGAGUCGUCGCCGGAGUAGAUCGCCGUCGCCGCGGGUGCAAUCGACGUGCAAACUGAGUGCGCCCGUGGAUGCUGCUGCGGGACGCAGGAGCAGGAGUCCGACACCGCGGGCCACGGACCAUUUGGGCGUACAACGCGCGGGCUGCAGGUCUAGGUCGGUGACUCCUUCCAACAGAAGACGCAAACAGCGAUCCGUAUCGCCGUCUUUGCAAGGCGGAGGUGGCGCUGAUCGUCUGCUGGUGCCCAACAACGGACAACUGAUGCAGCAGCCGUCCAACGACACCUACAACCGCAGCCGCUCGCCGUCGACUGCGCGGCGAGACUGCAGCGGUGUGGACGACACGCCAACUCCGAAAAUAUCGCUCAACUUCACGUCGGAACUGGCCACCGAAAUCGGCGACCGGCUAUUCAGAGAGUCGUCCGUGGACACACUGCAACGGGGCGGCGGUUGCUCCAGGAAAGCCAGCAGUGCGGACGUGACGUAUUACGGUGGCGGCGGCGGUGACAACGACGACAUAGCCAUAGACACGUCGUCCACAUGCCGCGUGUCGGAUAACUUUCGAGGUACCGAACAAUAUCACGUGCUCAACCCCACGCCCGUGACGGCCAUCGAAAGAAGGCACUCGACCGUCAAAGAAGAAGAGUCCGAAGUGGACACCACGCCGUUCCGUCGCGUUUCCGAUAACCUGAGGGUAGUGUGUAAUGACGGGCCUCUGCAGCAGCAGUCUGUGGGCAGGAAGAAGUCGCAUUCGUCCGGUCAUCACAAGGACGCUGCAAAGGAACCCGUGGGUACGGACAGCGGUUCCGAAGUGUCCGACGAAGGCUACAGGAGCUUGGGGGUAGUAACCUCACCGCCGGCCAACUCGAACGCGAAGUCUGUGCAGAAAUUCAACGGUAAGCUUACAUAGUAUUACGAGUAUAAUAUUAUAAUAUUGUGUGAUGGAAAAAAAAAAAAAAAAACACUUGUUUAUUAUAUUGUCGUCACUCGCAUCAUACACACAUUGAUUUGUACACUUUACGGAUUCACGGUGUUUUCGACAAAUAUGUACGUACUCGGGAGUUGUGGAGGGCACAGAGGGAUAUUUAGUUGAGGGAAAACAAAUGUAAUGUUUCAAAAUUAUUAGAAUAUAAUUAAACACUUCUUCAAAAAGCAAAAAAAUUUGCGUUCAGCAAGAGCGACUUUGUUAGUUUAAAUAUUACAAUGCAUUGACCGAUUAUCAAACUUAAAAACGAGAACAUUAUCCGCGUAACGUGAGAUAUGAGCGUUAUUAAAUUGUGAUAUUUGACAUACGGAUAUCUAUCAUAAGAGUUAAAAUAUCGCGAAAAUAGUGCGAACGUUGCACGGAUAAUGUUCUUAUCCUUUAAGUUUGAUAAUAGAUCGAUUCAUUCUUAGAAUUAUUAAAGCACGAUUAUAGAUAUUACGGUUGUCCAACGACCUAUAGGACCGAAGUGAAUCCCAUGUAAAAUCAGCUGGAUUCUAGACUGCUAGCGCUCGCAUGACGGUGUGAGAAAUGUCGAAAUUUAAGAAAUUCCGCACAAUUUUUCUUGUACUACACCGGUACAAUAUAAAUCCGGUCGGAAGUUUCCGUAUCCGCAAGUAUCUCGAUACGUCCCGUCAAACAUGUACGUGGGAUUUUUUAACUCGAUAUUCUCUCACACCUUCACAUCAGCGCCAGCAUUCUAGAAUUCAGUCGAUUCACUUCCGCGGAUAAUUGUUGACAGUCCUAUCCUAUUAUGCUAUAUAUAUAGUAUCUAUAAUCGUAUAUUAAAGCUAACAGCACGAUGAUGGCCUUGCCGAACGGAAAUUCACUAUGUUUCACGUUUGUAACUGAUCGAGACUACUGCGCAUGCGGGUGUCACGCGUUUCUCAACGCGUUAUUAACAUAAUUUUAUUAUUAUUACUUAAAUUCAAUUUAUCGCUUUCGGACCGCCGACGACAUUGACAUUGAUAUCUAUAUAUUCUAUUGGUAUUUCAGAUAAAACAUCUAUAAUUCGAUGUAAAUCCGCGUAUCCGCGAUUUCGUGUCAACGGCCUUAAAAAAACGAUUUUCGUUUAAUAUAUCCGAAAUAUUAUUUCCGAAGCGGAGAAUUUAAAAAAAAAAAAAAAAAAUUCGAAUAUUAUUGCUGUUUUAUAUACGUAGGUUGUAAAUAUUAUCAAAUAUAAACGACUAGUGGUUUUUUCCGUCGUAUAAAAAAAAAACCGCGUAAAGUUUCCAUUUAAAAUCAGAGUUAACAUUUUUUUCUCUGCCCGCCGCGAUUAGUACGACGGACGGUUUAGGGUUAACCGUUUAUUAUUUUUGAUUUUAUCCACUUAUCUCUUUCACCGUAUACACGAAAACGAAACGAAUUCCUCCGGUCGUCGGACUACACGAAACCAUCACAUCCACACACACCGUGGUUAAUUCACGUAACACAUGUUAUAAUAAUUAUUUUACUACACUGCAGGACCACCACAAAGAAUUAAUUAUGUGUAAUAAUUAGUUUUUUAAUGUUACCACAGGUACCGUCCUACGCGCGCGCUCGCGUAUAGCUACGAGCGUUUUGUCACGAUUGGUAAUCUCGUUUUAAUAAUAAUAUUUAUAUAUAUAUAUAUAUAUAUAUAUUUUUUUUUUAAAUUAUGUACCGAAAUACGUAUGUUAUAUUUUAUUCGUACGGGUAGUAUAUAGAUUUCGUAUUAUAGUAUAUAAUAGUCUUGUAGUGAGUAAAAAAAAAUAAUAAUAACCCCGCGUAUAUAUAGGUGUACAAACGAUUUGUAGAUUUAAAAACAGAAAAAAAAAAAUGUUUUCGUUUUUUUGCAUCAAAAACAAAUACAUGUUAGAAUAUCGCUUUGCAUUUUGGUAGAAUAAAUCGUGGUUUUUGUCCGUCUCGUAUGAUAAUAUUAUGGUCAUCUCGUGCAUGCUUUUUAACUGAUCAUAAUAUUUAUGCGCGUUCUCACGACAAUAAUAUUAUUAUAAUAACUGUAUAUUAUGCGGUUUCUAUCCACACUGAUUGCGUUUAUAAAGUUUACGAAUGCGAUUAUAAUAAUAUUAUAUUGUGUUAUUUAUGUGCGAGGGAACCCACAGGUUGUGGCGAUAGGUACGAAAACCGCGAAGGAUCGAACAGGUAGGACGGAUUGUAUUAUUUUUUAAUAAUAAUAGUAAUAUUAUGUUGAUGAGGUAGUCUGCGGGUAUAUUACGCAGUGUAAUAAACUAUAAUAUACUCGCCUCCUACGAUUGUAGCGAUGUCUAAGAAGCCUAUUGGCUCGUUACCAUCGCGAUUCGCAAUAAUUGAAUGCAUAAUUUUUUACCUGCGACGUAGUUCUCGUACCGGACGGUUUCGCAUCUCGUCACAAUUUCGGAUAUUAACAAAAUUUCAUUACAUAAUUACUCGGGUUACACAUUUAUUUUGUUUCAGUGGGGAAAAAAACCGGUCUCAGAAGAGGAAUAAUGUAUAAUAUAUAUAUAUAUAGAGAGAGAGAUAGAGAUAGUAUUAAAGUAUUAUUUCUGGAUUUACGUUAAAAUUCCGUAUUCUUUAUUUGUAUAAUAGUAUAGGUACUUUCUUGGGGGGACGGACAUAAUUUGUUUAGGCAUUAUACAGAACAUAAUAUGACACACGUCUUAAGCCGAACAAGCCAUCGGAAAGGCGGAGGAUUGCUUUUUCAAAAUCUUCUAUUGAAAAUUCCGGCCGUAAAAACGCAAAAACCCGUGUUAUUACGAAACACCUCUUUCCAAAUGAAACGACGCCUGUCCCGAUUUCGGUACGAUGCGUUAUUAUAGAACGAUUUGGCUGGCGUCAUAGGUGCAACUAUGGGGGUAAUAUGGGUCCUCAGCACCACUAAAAAACCCAAUCAAUUUUUUUUAUAUCAACGACUAAAUAUUUUAUUCGUGUAUUUCAUAAUUAACGAGCAGAACAAAAUAUAGGUUUCCUGCAGACAACGCACGUGUGUUUGAAAAAUAAUGUUAAGACAUUUAUGAUAGAUUUAUGUGUAAAAAUUUGUAAAUGGAAGGUGUAUGUGUAGACGACUAUUGUAAGAGUCGUGUUAAGGGGAUUGUGGGGGCAUAGCACCCACCACGAGUUUUUGAUGUGACUGUAAUUUUAGCACCGCCAAAGUUGCCAAAAACACAAACUCCUACACGACAAUUAAUCCAGUCUCGGGAUUGGUUUCUGACAGUCAAAACCGAUUCGUAUGGGGCGGGGACUAGUAGUCAGGGAGCCUGUUAUCAUUUUAUUUAUUGUUAUUUGUUUGCGCUUGCAAUUGCCUAUUUGUAUCGGUAUGUGUAACGCGCUCACAUACAAUAGACGAGAUUCGUUCUUAUCAGGAUUAAUAUAGUCUUGCACUACUUAUUCUACCACAAUCUCGGGCAAUCCCGAUAGAGUUGGUCCGAAACGUGUUCCGACAUCUAGAGCUCCGGAUCUCUAGGCAGACGAUCGGUCCGCGCGAGCAGUAAAUCGAUCGGUCGACAAUUAUAGUCCCGAAUUCCGCGUCGGAGCGAACCCGAAGCGCGGAAACGACGGCCGAGAGAAUCGGCGGUAGCGGCAAAAAGACGUUCGAGGAAAAAACAAAUAAAAUAAAACCUAACCCCCUUCAGAUGUCACCCGCGUUAUAAUAUUAAUAACAAUACCGACCGUCCGUAUGAAAAACGGGGGUUUGCGCAAGUCGCGCGCGCGAUUUAAUAGCGGCCGGUAGCGCCGACACUGUUGAACGAUUUCAAAACCGCUUGGAGUUGGCGCGAAUACGGUACACCGGCCGUCCCCGCGGAUUCGGCCGAUCGCCAGUCCGCGACGACAAAUAGUCGCCGCCGCCGCCGCUUCCCACUCGCGACGCGUUACGAAAAUUACCACGCCGAGACUACCGGUGUCGAAACCGACGUGUUUUUCCCCGUCGCCGUCGGCCUAUACGCCGUCGCACUAUAUAAAAUAAUAUCAAUACGCGGGCUCGUACGUACGAUACGCGUGCGUAUCAUAACAUUAACGGUCCAGCGGACGAUAAUUUAAUCCGCGCUCGUUUCGAACGCGCGCGCGCCGUUAUUGGCCGCCCACAUUCUGACACGCGGCCGCCGAGCCGAAAUCGUAUACUUAUUACGUGCACGUUCGUAUGCGUACCUACGCCGCCGCCGCGUAGUGGAUUCGGACCCGCGCGUUUUGUGUAUUACGGGUUUUUCUCUCUCUCUCUCUCUCUAUUUCUCCGCCCGUACCGUAUCGUCAAAGUCGCCUACGCGUUUUAUUCCGAUCGGGUUGAAUAACACGCGCGGCCCGCACCCGUUGUUCAACGGACACACACCGGCCGCCCGGGUUUACGGGGAAACAGCCGCGCGCGUAUUUCUCCGAGCUCGAACAGGAACCCAAAGGGUGCGCGCGCGGUGUGAAGUGGCGUGUCGCGUCCGGCGCGUUAUUAUAACCGCGCGUACCGCGGACAGGUCAAACUGCAUAAUGUUAUUAUGCACUUACGGUGGUGGUCGUAGUGCACGUUCUAACGUGUAGGCGCACGUUGAUUUAUGUCGGCGCGAGCUGAUUAAAAUACGUUUUGCGAUGCACAUAAAAUAUUAUUAUCAUAGCGAUUUUUCAAACCGCGCGUUCGGGCGAGAUAACAUGUCCGCGGUUCGUUGUAUUACACAGACACAAUAUAAAUAUAUACGUCCUGCCUAUCGUCGCACGCGCCGGACUUCGAACAAUUGACCGACCGAGUUUUUUACUUUUUUUUUUCCUAUCAAUAAAACGUCGUCGUGAUUAUAUUAUAGUAGAUCGCAGAGGCGUUCUCGGGAUUUUUUUUUAUUGGGGGCGGGGGUAUAUGAAAAUGUAUUGAAAAGCUAGCCGCGAGCCACUAAAAUGUUGAAUUUACAAAAUUAUAUCAUUUGUUCGUGAUAUUUGAGCCAGUACAUCAAUGAGUUCUACGGGAUCAAUUGGGACUUCUCUAUGGACGGCCAACAAUGUUGAUCCAUUGAGACGUUUCUAAAAAUCACUUACUAAAUUUUUCACUAAAAACGAUCGACGACAACAACAAAAAACCGGGAAAAUAUGUUGUCACUUUCGUCAUUGUUCGGCGAUAGUAUCGUGCGAUUAAUAUAUUGUUCAUAUCAAUUAUUAUAUAUGAACUCGACCGAUUAUAAAACCAGAAUCGCGUUAAAGAUAUUAAUCUGUAACCACAGACAUAUAAAAUACAAACACGGUCUGUAAUCAGUAUACGAGUAUUACGGAAAAUGAUAACGAGUCAAAAAUAUGUUUAUUGAUUAUAUUUAUUUAUUCGAUCGUUAUCACUAAGAAUAUCAGUUGAACGGGAAACUUGGUAUUGCCUAAAAAACAAAAAAAAUAAACAAAACAGAAAUCAAAUUCGUAUGGAAUUCUCCGAGAAAAUCGCCGGUUCCUAAACGCCGCGUUUAAAAAAAUCGAUCUAAAAAAAAAAAAACUUUUACCCGUUAAUAAUUAACAAUAGAUAAUAGUCGACUAUAAUAUUAUAUAGGAGGUGAUGCAGUACGGGCAUAUUACAAUGUGUGCGCAGUGGACGAGAGAAACGAUAAUAAACUCGCGGACUCUGUAUGACAUUGCACAUACCAUAAUGUAUAGUAUUCGGUUUUCAAAAUAAACCACAAACUCGGUCGGUACGAUAUUGUUAUUUAUGUACCUAGGUAGGGUUAUAAGCGAGAAAAAAAGAAUGGGGGGAAAAAAAAAAAAUCGUUCGAAACACUCCGCCGCCACAUCGAAAGCGUAUACAAGAAUAAUAUAAUGGCGUUCGCGCGCGGUUUCGUCGUCGCCGCCGCCGUCACUUUCGUCUUUAUUAAAUCGUUGGAAAUCGGACGUGAUUAAUAAAAUAACAAUAAUAAUAAUAAUAAAAAAAAAAAAAACACGAUACGAUAUUAUUGUUGUUACGAGUACCGAUCCGCACUGCGGGAUAUCCGAACGCGCCCGACACAAGUAAAUCGGACUCAGCGACCGUGAUGAAUAUUAUUCACUGCAGCGGGUCUCGUCUCGCGGUCGAUCGUUUUUUACAUCACGCGAUACACGUUUUUAUCAAAAAAUAUUAAAAAAAAAAAAAAAAAAUCGAUAAACUCCGCGUAAACGGUUUUCCCAUUCCCUCUCUUCCCGUUUCUCCCCGCCUUUUUAUCUCUUAUGCACAAUAUUAUCGCGUCUCGUUGUUCGGAAAUGAUAAGAAUUCGGUAAAUGAUAAAAUUUAGUAGUGAAAUAACAAUCGUCCCAUCGGACGUGAUUUUGCUAUGAAAAAUCGGGAUUUUUUGUCGAUCGAUUUCUUCCGUUCGCUUUACUUGAUUUCACAAACAAGCAAUUGAUUGAAACAAUGUUACAAUUACAUAUUAUAGUUGUAUUCAGUAUUCAUACGUUACGAAUUUAAAUAUAGAUUUGAAAUUACGCUAUCACUAUCGUAUUUAUUCUUAUCGUUUUUUUUUUUUUCAUAUCAUUUACCGACGACUGCUCCCUACUCUUACCUAACGCGAUUUUCAAACUGUGGAUUGUUAUAAAUUUUAAAUGCCAACACGAACACAAGCCGAUGCCCCUCCGGGAAAAGACCCCGGACCAAGCAAUAUUGGAUUUUUUUUCAGGUCGCAAUAUGUUGUAUUCCCUUAUCCUAUCGGGAGGGAGGCUCGGUGAGUACCGAGAGUUUUUUUUCUUUCAAAUUCGAUAACAUUUUUGAGCUAAGAUAAUAUUCUGGAUUUUAACGAUUGAUCGAAAAACAAUUGUUUUGUUUUAAAUUGUUUUACGAGAAACGGAUAAUUGUACAGAUAGGUACGAGAAAUUUAUCGUUUGCAUUAUAAUGAUGGACAUUUAUUCCUAACAAUAAUAGUUUUUACUAUCGACAGUUUAGAUGAACUAUCGAAUAUUUUAUUGGACUGUUUUUCUUGUUUUCCAUGACCCAAUACGGAAUAGUUACCGAACAUUUCGAGAACCUAUUCGAAUAGUCCGACAGUGAACGUUCGGUCGUGCCCAUCGCUGUAUAGGUUUACGUCGUAUUCGUCUACUGCAGUUGUACACCUACAUAAAUUUAAAAAUCUCUCUAUUAUUGCGGCGUUAACCGCAAUCGAUUACGGUUUUUUUCCGUUCUAUAAUAUAAUAUUUUACCGUCGUUUACACGGUCAACGCGAGACGACCGGCAGCGAUUUACUCGUAUAUUAUACGUGAGAGUCGGUCACCCCGCGACGACGACCGGCGGCGAUUUGUUGCCGUCGAAAAAUAAACAGCCGUAGGUAAAACCGAUAGUACACAGGGUGUACCGUAAAUAUUAUGAUCGUUGAAAUAUCUUGGAAACUAGUAGCUUUUUUCGUAUUUUUUUUUGUUUGUUUUCAAUUUUAGAAACUAGUAGUUCGAAAGUGUUACAUUAAUUUUUGUCUUCCUUAAUCCACCUACAUUUGAUUUUCAAAUGGCGACUUAUAUCAGAAAAUUCCAAUAAACAGACACAAGUAUUCGUUUAAAUAAAUUUUGGUGUUGAAUUUUCGAUUUCCGUCCACCUGUUGACGAGAUAUUCCACUUUUAAGUUUAGGUAGGGAGAGAGUGUGUAAUUUGUAUGGCGUUUGAAUAUGGUGUUCCUCUACUCUUAGUGGCGCAACCAGACGGGGUGUUUUGGGAGACACCCCACUACAUCGGUGCUUAAUUAACAUGAACGUGUUAAAAUCGAGUUUUUUUAUUUUAAAUGUAUACAUGUGACACCCCUCUUCAAAAAAUCCUGUUUGCGCCACCGUCUACUCUUCCCCUACGCAUACUUAAACGUAGAAUAUCUCGUUAACGGGUUGACGGAAAUCAAACGUUUCAACACCAAAAUGUAUUUAAAUUUUAAACCGACGUCUAUGGAAUUUUGAAUAUAGGUCUUGUUCAGCGGCGCCAAAUUCCCUAAAAUGUAGUCCUGCAAAAUACAUUUCAAGAAGCCCCGAAAAACCAAACACGGCUCGUUUUAUAUUCGAAAUUAUGGUUAGCGUAGGUUUUCAUUUCCGUAAUGAAGUAUGCAUUCGGUUUGCGGCCCAACAUUUGGCCCGGAAUUAUGCUUGAUUUUUUAUAGAAGUCGGUUCGUGGGACCUCGGGGACCUUAAGUGCGCGGGAUUCGGCGCUACUGUUAUUCCCAUGUUUGAAAAUCGAAAAUUGACGGCUAAUUCGCCCACAAAAAUAUGCAGCGAUGAUCAUAUCUGCGCGGAUCACCCUGUAUAAUAUACACGUAGACGAAAAAAAAAACAGCACGCGCGCGCACACACACACACACACACACACACACACACACACACUGUUUUUACCGUCCGCACCUUUAUUUUAUUAAUGUGCCGUAGUAAUCGUCACUGCGGUGGCGGCGGUGUCGUUUUUGUACGGAAAACGAAACAAUUUUAUGCGCACGACGACGUCGCAUCGCGCACGGCACACGUCACGACAAUAAUACAGAAUAAUAACAGUCCGCGCGGAACACGUAUCGCGUUAUUCCGUGCGCGUGAUUUCGUUACAACGCUGUAGCGAAUGAUCGCGCCGCAAGUCUGUCGAAAUACGACGAUAUCAUCGUACACGCGGUGUAUUUUUUAACCGCCGCGACGAAACGAUAACAACACAACGCGUCCCGUCCAUGGUGACGGUAAACGUUUACGCAAUAUCCAUCCAUGUAGGUGCAUGGUACUGCUGCGCAACUCGUGGGGUCGGAGCUCGGCGAUUACCGUACGGUAAACGGACAAACACUUAUCGCGCGUCGCGCCCCGGGGACCUACGGACGAUCUGAACGCUACAGGCGGUUCGCGAUUCAAACAAAACAAUAACACCCUGUAUAUCAGGCAGACGCGAAUGCGAUCCGACCGGUGUGAGGAUUCCCUACGUGCUAGGCGAUCAUCCGUCCGUUUCGUUUCGUGUAAAACCGUGCCUGCAGUUCCUUCUUCGCCACAACUAAUCGCCGUCUGCCUUCUCACUGCUCCCGCGUCGUGUAAACAGUUUGGCGAAUCGGUCGCUUUGCGAUUUGAAUCCUCCGAACGAAACACGAUAGACAAUGCGUAUUACUGCGAUGUGUUUUUGUUCGUGUUUGACCACGUGUAAACUGCUUUUCUACCGGAAGUCUUGCUCCGAUCAAAAACCCGACGGGAACCUUCUUGUAAAAUGUCCGAUCUUAGUAGCUCGGAAAAAUCGAAAACUUGUCGUUUAAUCUUCAUUGAUUUGUGGGGUCGCAACAAGCGGACAAAUACGAUUAGUAUGAUUAUACUCUGCUCGGAAUAUUGUAUUUCGUUAGCGAUGGCUUAUCGUUCCGUGCAGGUAUAAAUCAAAUUACUCUACAUAUCCUCGUAUAGUCAUACCGACAGUAAAAAUAACGGAUAUAGGACAUAAAACCUUAUCGAUCGAUGCGUUAUUUUUAUGUGAUCCGCGACUUUCGAUAAUUAAUUAAAAUAACAGUUUUAAACGUUUUAAUAUUAUCAUUAUUUUUUAGCGAUUAAUAAUUAAAUCAUUUUACGAACAGCAAAAAUGUCAGAUCUGAAUCGCGUACAGUAUUUUGUUUUACACUGUACAACACAUCACACCAUUUAACCAUAUUGCAUAAGCGAUAUGAAAAAAUAAAAACACAUUUGUAACGUAUAAAGAAUUUAGAGUAUAUUGUUUUUAAGAAAAUACAAAUAACGAUAACGUAAUGUAUGGGCAAUGGACGCACAGACGAAUAACAUAUAAGCGUUUUUGUAACAUAAUCUUCAAAAAGAUCCCCCCAAAUGUACCCCCUCCUCAUCACGUAUAGAAAAUCGAUGUUCUCUCUUUCCGAAAAAAAAAAAAAAAAAAACACGAGAUCCCUAUCCAUUCUUUUACUGUCUAUAAUAUAAUUAUGUACAAUGCACUUAUAUUCUCCAUCUAACUUCCUUACGAAAACACUGGUUUUACUCAUCAUUGGUCUAUUUUUCUAUACAUAAUUUGAAAUGUACAUCAGACAUUUCUUAUUGAAAGUAUACGCUGCUAAUGUCACGCAAUUCUCUCUUUUUACAACGUUUUCCGCGAUAACGACCGAAUAAUGUCCGAAUUUCUUUUCGAUUGUUCGUUAUUAUAGUAUUUAGGUCUUACUCGACGUUUCUUGUUGUUUUUUUUCUUCUUUUAAAAACACGUUUUUACAAAUUUAUUUAUGUGUAUAUAUAAAAAUGACUAGAAUUGUAGGAUUGUUGGAUCUAGAAAUAUUGCCGGUCAUCGUUGCAGAGUGAAUGUCAUUGUGAUAAAAUAAUCGACCGCGACCGCGAUGUGUGUAUUAGUUACCUGAAUAAUUUAUAGUUCGAAUCGACCGGAAUUUCAUUAAUCCCCCUCAGUACCUGUAGUCAACUGAUUCGUAUGAGAACAAAAAGAGGAUUGAAUUUACUUUAGAAAAUAUAGAAACACACCUCCGCCAUAGACUUUAAACAUUUACUUAUAUUAUACAUCCCGUUUACAAUCGAGUUCCGUUACGUUUUGUGUUGCAGGCACACCUCCAGUCACCCGAGUUACGAGGCCGCCCCGGAGCCGUUCGGCGGGCGGCAAAGAGACGCCCAGCCCGCAACAGUCUCCGUUCCGCCGGAACCGUUCCACGACUCAGUCGUCCAGACAUCAACCGACGCCGCCGCCCCUGACGAUCAGCCGGUCGCAAACGCCCACGCCCCGGAUGAGCCGCAGGUCACCGUCCGCGGACGGCGGGCAACCGCCGCCGCCGCCGCCGUUUUCGACGUCGUCGUCGCCGCUGGGCCGGAACAACACGUGGAACGCUGCCGGCGGCCGGCACUGGACGUCCAAACAGCGGCCGCAGUUGUCCGCGGACACGUUCUGCCAACAGGUGGCCGACCUGAUCAACCGGUACGCCGUGUUGGCGCCCAGCCCCCGGAAAGAUUCGAAACCCGAUUCGCCGAUCGUCACCCGGAUACCGGCGCCCGUUCAAAGGACCUGA